AUGGAUUCGAAAGAUUCAAAGUUCCGGAUUUUGAUGCUUCAUGGCUUCGCCACAAGCUCAAUAGAAUUCCACGCAAAAUCAAGUCGCAUAACAAAGCGUAUCACCGACUUGUUGACUCCUGAGAUUUUACAUGAAUUUCCAGACGGCAUCGAGUUCCUCUACCCCGACGGACCCUAUGUUGUCGAGCCCCCAUCAGGGUUCGGCGAGAACGACAACACCGACCAUGCAUCAUCCCACGCAGAUAUCCCAUUCCGAGCGUGGUGGUAUGGUCUAGACACUGUGAACAGAUACCGAGGCAUCGAGUUCUCACUUUCCUGCGUGGCGAAAUACAUCCAUGGAAGACCCAUUCAUGCUAUCGUCGGAUUCUCGCAAGGUGCAUCGUUAGCAGGUAUGGUCUGUUCCAUGCUUGAGAGUAAGAACAAUCUGGACAAGAUCGCCGCUAUCCGGUCUCAGAAUUUGCCUGUCGAUGAGUAUCUACGUCUACCCGGUCAGGAGAGUUUGAGAUUCUUGAUUGGGCUGGGGGGAUACUGUGGGACAUUAAAGUACUAUGGGAGCUUGUAUCGGUGGCCGAUACAGACUCCUAGCUGUCACACGAUUGCCGAGUUCGAUGCCAUGGUGGAUCAUUGUCUUACGCUACAAUAUGCUCAUCAGUUCUGCUCUUUUGAGCUUGUCCAUUAUUAUGGAUAUCAUUAUACGCCCAGGGAUCGUGCGAGUGUGGGAUCUAUUGCUCGGUUCGCCCUGAGAAACUGUUAUGCGGAACCCGCUGCAUCUCAGUUUCCGCCUGUUGCUGCUUCAUCGAGUCAAUCUUCAAGCGACGGAGAUAGUUCGAUCGUGAUGAAGGCUGAUCGAUCUGCAGGAGCAUACCCAGUCUUGAGACGGUCGAGAAAUAUACGGCUUGGCCCGCGCAGAGCAUACCGACAGGCUAGCUAUAGCAGUCCAAAACUGCAGUCGAUGGUAUUAGCUAUAUGA
Penicillium pulvis is the source of this 969-nucleotide messenger RNA. RefSeq lists its product as uncharacterized. NCBI's taxonomy places the organism in Eukaryota, Fungi, Ascomycota, Eurotiomycetes, Eurotiales, Aspergillaceae. The transcript is spliced from 2 exons. The record is from RefSeq and is a predicted model, not a curated record. The coding region runs from base 1 to 969 and encodes 322 amino acids. Gene Ontology annotation, cellular component: nucleus; cytoplasm.